GGCGCUGGUAGCGGCGGAAGCGGAAGCCGGCAGCGCCGGGUGGCCUUCCUGCGGGCCGGGCUGUACCGUACCGUACCGUGGCGCGCCGGCAUGGGCGAGAGCACCAGCCCCAUCAGCGUUAUCCUGGUGAGCUCGGGCAGCCGCGGCAACAAGCUGCUGUUCCGCUUCCCCUUCCAGCGCGGCGCCGAGCACCCCGCCGCACAGGCCAAUAAACCGAGGAGUCGAUACGCUGUGAACGGCUCUGGUGACACUACAGAAGAUCCAGAUGGGGACUCCAGAGACCAAUGUCCUCUAACUGAUGAGCAAUUGGUUUCGGGGUUUUCGGAUGUCAUCCUGGCAACAAUUUUGGCUACCAAGUCAGAUAUGUGUGGCAAAAAGUUUGAACUGAAGAUUGAUAAUGUUCGCUUUGUUGGCCAUCCCACAUUGCUUCAGCAUGCCCUUGGGCAGGUAUCCAAAACAGAUCCCUCACCGAAGAGAGAGAUGCCCACAAUGAUUCUCUUCAACGUGGUGUUUGCACUAAGGGCCAAUGCAGAUCCAUCUGUGAUAAACUGCUUACACAAUCUUUCCCGAAGAAUUGCCAUAGUCUUGCAGCACGAGGAGCGCCGCUGCCAAUACCUGACCAGGGAGGCCAAGCUGAUCUUAGCUAUUCAGGAUGAAGUGUCUGCCAUGUCAGAAACCACAGAAGGGCCACAGUCACCUUUUCAUCACAUCCUACCCAAGUGCAAACUGGCCAGAGAUCUCAAAGAGACAUAUGACAGUCUCUGCACAACAGGGGUGGUCCGUUUACAUAUCAACAACUGGCUGGAAGUGAGUUUCUGCCUGCCUCAUAAAAUCCAUUAUGUUGCCACAAACUUUAUACCCCCUGAAGCAAUUGAGAGAAGCCUGAAAUCCAUCAGGCCCUACCAUGCCUUAUUACUUUUAAAUGAUGAGAAGUCAUUGCUUAAUGAGCUCCCGUUGGACUGUUCUCCUGCCCUGGUGAGAGUAAUUAAAACUACCUCUGCUGUGAAGAAUUUGCAGCAACUGGCUCAAGAUGCUGACUUGGCAUUGCUGCAGGUUUUCCAGCUUGCAGCACAUCUCGUUUACUGGGGAAAAGCAAUUAUUAUUUAUCCACUGUGUGAAAACAAUGUCUACAUGCUUUCUCCAAAUGCCAGUGUCUGUCUUUACUCUCCUUUAGCAGAUGCAUUUUCUUGUCAGUUCCGGGGGCACAACCUGCCAUCAAUGCUUUCCAAGUUCUCCCUUCCAGUGUCACUCUCAGAGUUCAAGAACCCACUCGCGCCGCCUGUUCAGGAGACUCAGCUCAUUCAAAUGGUGAUAUGGAUGCUCCAACACCGGCUUCUUAUUCAGCUUCACACUUACGUCUGUCUGAUGGUGCCACCAAAUGAGGAGGAUUUCCGAGCCCAAGAUGAAGACAUGCCUUUUACAGCCAGAGUUGGAGGCCGAAGUUUAAGCACCCCCAACGCCCUCAGCUUUGGCUCUCCAACUAGUAGUGAUGACAUGACUCUGACAAGCCCUAGCAUGGAUAAUUCCAGUGCUGAGUUGAUACCUGGUGGGGACUCACCCCUAAAUAAAAGGAUGACGGAGAAUCUCCUAGCAAGCUUGUUGGAACAUGAGCGGGAAGCUAUCCUUAAUGUCCCUGCUGCCCAAAAUCCAGAAGAUCUUCGCAUGUUUGCAAGGCCUGAGGACAAACGUGGGAUGAUGUCGGAGGCGCGACACGACAGCACAAGCAGUUUACAGCGGAAGAAGCCACCAUGGUUGAAACUGGACAUCCCGGUGCCGGUGCCUGUGUCGGUGCCAGAAGAGCCCCAGCCUGUGCAGCCCACGAGACGCCAGGCCUUUCUGCGAAGUGUGAGCAUGCCAGCUGACAACACGCGCGUGCCCUCCCUGCCCAACGAGGUGAGGAGACCGGUGCUACAACGGCAGACCUCUAUCACCCAGACCAUCAAGAGAGGCACAGCGGACUGGUUUGGGGUGAGCAAAGACAGUGACGCUACUCAGAAAUGGCAGAGAAAGAGCCUCCGCCACUGCAGUCUGCGGUAUGGGAAGCUGAAACCUCAGGUCAUCCGAGAAAUGGACUUGCCCAGUCAGGACAAUAUUUCUCUAACAAGCACAGAGACUCCUCCUCCACUGUAUGUUGGACCCUGCCAGCUGGGCAUGCAGAAGAUCAUAGACCCCUUGGCCCGCGGCCGAGCUUUCCGUAUGGCUGACGACAAUGAUGGCUUCAGCAUCCCCCACACACCGAUCACACCCGGUGCCACGUCGCUCUGCUCCUUCACCAGCUCCCGCUCAGGGUUCAACCGCCUUCCACGGCGACGGAAACGGGAAUCUGUCGCUAAAAUGAGUUUCCGAGCAGCUGCAGCUUUGGUGAAGGGGCGCUCAGUGAAGGACAGCACCCUGAGGAGAGCUCAGCGGCGCAGCUUCACCCCAGCAAGUUUCCUGGAGGAGGACACGGUGGAUUUUCCAGACGAGCUCGAUACUUCUUUCUUUGCUCGGGAAGGAGUCCUUCAUGAGGAGCUCUCUACUUACCCAGAUGAAGUGUUCGAGUCACCAUCAGAAGCUGCAAUCAAAGAUGCAGAGGUGAAACCUCAGGAUCAGACAGAUCUCACAGGAGGUGCCUUGGACAAAAACGAGCUUGAAAGAAGCCACUUGCUACUCCCACUGGAGCGGGGCUGGAGGAAACAGAAGGAUGGGGCCCUGGCACAGCCCAAGGUCCGCUUGCGGCAGGAGGUGGUGAGUGUCAGCCCACAGAAGCGUGGCCAGCGCAUCGCCGUCCCUGUCAGGAAGCUCUUUGCCAAGGAGAAGAGGCCGUAUGGCCUGGGCAUGGUGGGGAAGCUGACAAACCGCACGUACCGCAAGCGCAUCGACAGCUAUGUCAAGCGGCAGAUCGAGGACAUGGAUGAUCACAGGCCUUUCUUCACUUACUGGGUCACCUUUGUGCAUUCACUCAUCACCAUUCUCGCUGUGUGCAUCUACGGCAUCGCCCCUGUGGGGUUCUCGCAACAUGAAACUGUUGAUUCAGUCUUACGGAACAGAGGGGUUUAUGAAAAUGUCAAAUACGUUCAGCAGGAAAACUUCUGGAUCGGCCCCAGCUCAGAGGCCCUGAUCCACCUAGGGGCCAAGUUCUCACCUUGCAUGAGGCAGGACCAGCAAGUGCACAGCUUCAUCAGCGCCAAGCGGGAGAAGGAGAAGCACUCUGCUUGCUGUGUGCGGAAUGACAAGUCAGGCUGUGUGCAGACCUCGGAGGAGGAGUGCUCGUCCACACUGGCCGUGUGGGUGAAGUGGCCCCAUCACCCCAGCACACCAAUGUUGGCAGGAAACAAGAGGCAAUUUGGGUCUGUUUGUCAUCAGGACCCCAGGGUGUGUGAGCAGCCAGCCUCGAUGGAGCCGCAUGAGUGGCCAGAUGACAUCACCAAAUGGCCGAUCUGCACAAAAAACAGUGCUGGGAAUUACACCAACCACCUUCACAUGGACUGCGUGAUUACAGGCCGGCCCUGCUGCAUUGGGACCAAAGGAAGGUGUGAAAUAACCUCCCGGGAGUAUUGUGAAUUUAUGCGUGGCUAUUUCCAUGAGGAGGCAACACUCUGCUCUCAGGUGCACUGCAUGGAUGACGUCUGUGGGCUCCUCCCUUUCCUAAAUCCAGAAGUCCCUGACCAGUUCUACCGCCUCUGGCUCUCACUUUUCCUCCAUGCUGGGAUCCUGCACUGUCUGGUUUCAGUCUGUUUCCAAAUGACGAUCCUGCGGGACCUAGAGAAGCUGGCAGGAUGGCAUCGCAUCUCUAUCAUCUACCUUCUCAGUGGCAUCACUGGGAACCUUGCCAGUGCAAUAUUUCUACCCUACAGAGCAGAGGUUGGCCCUGCAGGAUCCCAAUUUGGGAUUCUGGCCUGCCUCUUUGUGGAGCUCUUCCAGAGUUGGCAAAUCCUGGCACGCCCAUGGAGGGCUUUCUUCAAGCUGCUGGCUGUGGUGCUCUUUCUUUUUGCAUUUGGCCUCCUGCCUUGGAUUGACAAUUUUGCUCACAUUUCAGGAUUUAUCAGUGGUUUCUUCCUCUCCUUUGCCUUCCUGCCCUACAUUAGCUUUGGGAAGUUUGAUUUAUAUAGGAAGCGAUGCCAAAUUAUAGUUUUCCAGCUCAUCUUCAUUGCACUCUUCUCAGGACUCGUGAUUCUGUUCUAUUUCUACCCCAUCAAGUGCGAGUGGUGUGAGUUCCUCACCUGUAUACCAUUCACAGACAAAUUCUGCGAGAAAUAUGACCUGGAUGCACAGCUCCACUGAAAGGCAAAGGCUGGCUUCUCGAGCAGGCACUGGAGAUGGAUGUCUUUGCGUUUGCUGUGCCAGUUCCAUGUGGACAAAGCCUCUAAUCCAAUGACACUUCUAACCCUGCCCGUGGUUAAUUUAAACUGUCUCCUUAGCACUUGGCAGGCAUGUUUUUGCCUUAUCUCAGAAGACUCUGAAAACGGAACAUUUGUGCCUUGUUCAAUUGUAUUGAACCUUUUCUGCUGCCAUUAUUUUUAUUACACUAGUUUCAAUACUACAUUUUUAACCAGAGUUGUUUACUACUGCUAAGGUGGUGAUUAAAUGGUAAGGUAGCGUUUUAGCUACUGUUAAUUGUUCUGCAUAGUCUGUGGCUAUGUUUGUUACUUUAUCUCACCUGUGCUGUUUCAUGUACCACUAGAAUCAAUCCUUUCUAGCAUCCCACAAAUCUGCAGCUGGAAAUAAGAGCCUUAAAAGCCUCAGAAAAAAAAGAGAGUCUCUUUAAUCACUGCAAGUGCACUCCACUUACAGCUCAGAGGCAGACAUUUCAAAUAGCAACUGCAAAAAACCAUGUGAGAAUGUCCAUUUCAACUGGAGUUUGUUUCUCUUUGACAUGAUACCACCUUUCUCCUCCAGGAUAGUGCCGGAUCCCCACGCUGCUCUUGAUAGGGCUGGAUUCUCUGCACUCUGUGUUAGAGAAAGAAAAUAUCUGGCAGUGACAAUAGUUUCUGCAUGCUGGGCUCUCUUAUCACCACACCACCAGUGAGGUGGAUCAGCCAGUGACAUAGGUGACUGCUGGGCACAGGCACCAUGCGGCAGAUGGCUUCUGUUACACAUUUUAUUACACUGGAUGUUGCAAAUGUGGCAGUGUUGAAAGAAGAAAAAAGGUUACUGUGGUCACAAAAGCAACAGUUUCUAACCCAGGUACCUGGAGCCACAAAACAAAAACCCAAGCAUUUGGAAAAGCUGCUCUUGCCACUGCUCUUCAGACACUGUGACUGUGUUUUCAGAUGUGGAGGGGAAGCACAGAUAAUUUUAAAAUAACUAAGCUUGAGUCUUGGCCACAUCUUGUGUUUGUGUGCACAACUUUAUAAAAUAGCAGCAUAAUGCCAGAAUCAUGUCUGUAUAGAUUACAAACAGGUAAAAAUACAUGCUACUAGUGCUUCCUGUUCUUAAA
Messenger RNA from Strigops habroptila (Kakapo), 5419 nucleotides. Its product is annotated as inactive rhomboid protein 1. The coding region runs from base 91 to 4263 and encodes 1390 amino acids. Lineage: Eukaryota; Metazoa; Chordata; Aves; Psittaciformes; Psittacidae. Gene Ontology annotation, molecular function: serine-type endopeptidase activity. The record is from RefSeq and is a predicted model, not a curated record. Gene Ontology annotation, cellular component: GATOR1 complex; endoplasmic reticulum membrane. The transcript has 30 exons. Gene Ontology annotation, biological process: cellular response to amino acid starvation; positive regulation of autophagy; regulation of epidermal growth factor receptor signaling pathway.